AUGGUUCUUCAAAAGGUGGAACUGCACACUCCUAUGUCUCCUUUAGAUGAGUCAGGACAAACUUUUAACCCCGGCCAGACAGGAUCAACGCCCGCUCCUCCGCCCGAAGCAUUUAUUGAAGAUGGACCACUGGCCUUCUGCAACCCCUUAAGAAUAAGGCACCGAAGGGGGUGGUUCAGAUCCGGAGAGAACCGGUUAAACCUUCAGAGACUACAAGGGAGGGAGCGCGAGAGCGAUUCACCUUUUACAAGUGUACCUGUUCGAGAAGAAAUGAUGGGAAAAUACUCUAAUCUUUCCUCAGAGAGUCAUAACAUAUCGCUAACUGAACAUUCCAGCAUGCCAGUAGAAAAAAAUAUCACUUUGGAAAGUUCUUCCAUUAUUACUCUCACCUGUCAGUACACAACCUUAGGGAAUCUGAAUUCAAUCAACGUGACUUGGAAAAAGGAUGAUGAGCUGCUUAAGAAUUUUUCUCUCGCUAUAACAGGAAACACUCUGUAUACUGAGUACACGACCACCGUCAUCAACAGCAAACAAAUGGGAAGCUAUUCUUGUCUCUUUGAAGAUGAAAAGGAACAAAGGGGAACAUUUAAUAUCAAAGUUCCGGAACUUCAUGGAAAAAACAAGCCGUUGAUCACUUAUGUGGGUGACUCUACUGUCCUGGUGUGUAAAUGUCAACAUUGCUAUCCUUUACACUGGACCUGGUACAGAAGUAAUGGGAGUAUACAGGUUCCUAUUGAUGUUCACACGAAGGAGAAGUACGUUGUCAGCGGAGCAUACAGGAAUGAAACAAAGCUCAAGAUAAAGCACCUUCUGGAAGAAGACGGGGGUUCCUACUGGUGCCAUGCGGUAUUCCAGCUGGGCGAGAGCGAGGAGCAGCUGGAGCUUGUUGUGCUGAGCUUUUUGGUGCCCCUCAAACCGUUUCUUGCAAUAAUUGCUGAAGCUGUUGUUUUAGUGGCUGUUAUUCUGCUGUGUGAAGUGUACACACAAAAGAAAAAGAAGCACCCAGAUGAAGGAAAGGAAUUUGAACAAAUUGAGCAGCUGAAGUCAGAUGAUAGCAACGGUAUAGAAAAUAAUGCCCCCAGGCAAAGAAAAAAUGAAUCUGUGAGUCAGUGAAUGGAAAAGAGCACCUCAAGCGCCAUGGGAAGAUGUACACAGACUGUGAUUCAGCUUUUAAGAGAAUCUAAGUUUUUAUUUUUUGAAAGAUAAAAAGUUGGGAAGGGGAUUUAGCUCACUGAUGCUGCACCUGCCGUGUGCAAGGUCCCGAGUUUGGUCCCCAGUACCAAAAAAAUGGAAAGUGUAUGCAACCUGCACAUCAGUAGCUUCGUAAAUAAUUUAUGCUAUCUCAAAUCUAAAGUUAUAUUUUAAUUGUGUAAUUGUUUUAUACUAAAGCAAGGUGUAAACUGUGUGAAAUAUGUUCUGUGAGCUGUAACUCAAAAUAAUUUUGUCUUGGUCUUCAAGGGACAUCAGCAAAAUCAGUAGCAGAAAAGCCACCAGCAAAAUCAGUUAUAGUUCAUAGAACAAGUGUCACUAAAGACCUGUUUAUAACCAAAGAACUUAUUAAAAAGAAAGUCUUUACCAUUUAUCUUAAAAAGUUUUCUUCUAGUCAUGCUUAGUAUGUGUAGAAUUUUAUGUAACGUUCAUUAUUCUGAUACUGAAAAACUAUUUUUGUUAGGAAUUGAAUACUUUGUGCUUUUUCUAGUGCUAGUUACAAUCUCUACAAGUAAGACACGUCUUUCAUCCACAAAUAAUGGCUUAAGGCAAGGAAAUAAACAUUGUUUUUAGCUGGGUAUGGUGGUGUACACUU
Molecule: messenger RNA, 1804 nt
Organism: Fukomys damarensis (Damara mole-rat)
Lineage: Eukaryota; Metazoa; Chordata; Mammalia; Rodentia; Bathyergidae
Gene: Emb
Product: embigin
Exons: 10
Coding region: 1-1113 (370 amino acids)
Biological process (GO): homophilic cell-cell adhesion; axon guidance; dendrite self-avoidance
Cellular component (GO): axon; plasma membrane
Molecular function (GO): cell-cell adhesion mediator activity
Source: RefSeq, a predicted model, not a curated record